Molecule: messenger RNA, 2010 nt
Organism: Beta vulgaris subsp. vulgaris (sugar beet)
Lineage: Eukaryota; Viridiplantae; Streptophyta; Magnoliopsida; Caryophyllales; Amaranthaceae
Exons: 3
Coding region: 1-2010 (669 amino acids)
Biological process (GO): DNA transposition
Molecular function (GO): transposase activity; DNA binding; zinc ion binding
Source: RefSeq, a predicted model, not a curated record
AUGGUCUUUGUUGAUGAUGAUAUAGAUGAUGAAUCAGUAAGUGAUGAUGAAGACUUCAUUGCUGAGGAGGAUGAAUCAGAAGAUGAUGAUGUCUUGGGGGAUUUCAUUGUGGACGAGGAUGAGGACUCAUUUGCAUAUGAUGAUGUUUCUGAGAAGGCUUUUGAGGAUUUCUUAGAUGGUAGCUCAACUAUGGACAGGUUGUAUAGGAAUGGUAAGAUAUGGAAUGAAGAACCAUUUGGGUCCAUUAAACUAGAGCCCUGGUUGAUCUUCCCAACAAGAGAAGUGUUUUUGGAGGUUCUGAGGGAUUUUUGCAUCCAAGAAGGCUUUGGUCUUCUUGUAUUGAAGGCUGAUAGUAAGAGGUUUACAGCUGCUUGCAUAAUGGAAGCAUGUGAAUGGAGGAUACAUGCUUCCAGAUUAACUGAUAAAAUCAGUUGGGCCAUCAAGACCAUUAAGGGGGAACAUAGCACUUGUGGGAGGUUAGAGGAGAACUCCAUGGUCUCUUCUGCUUGGUUGUGCAAGAAGUUGUUGGAUGUCAUUAAAACAACCCCUGAUAUACCUGUUGAGUCUUUGCAAAGGGUAGUUCAAGAGAAGUUUAGGGUGACAGUUAAGGAGAGAUUGUUUUACAAGGUAAAAACAAUGGCUAAGGAGGAGAUUUAUGGAGGGUUUGCUGAGGCUUAUAGCUUACUCCCCACAUAUGCUGAGAUGAUUAAGUCAACAAACCCAGGGUCAUAUGCCCUUAUAUCAUGGACAGGCAACACAGCACAAGUGAGGGGCUUUUUAAGGGGAUGUAGGCCUUUGAUAGGCAUUGAUGGAGCACACUUGAGUGGCUAUUAUAAGGGGAUUCUGUUGUCUGCUUUAGGUGUAGAUGGUAAUAAUGAAAUCUUUUUGAUUGCAUAUGGGAUUGUUGAUACUGAGAGCACAGAAUCAUGGGAGUACUUUUUUAGGAACUUAAGGUUGUGCUUUGAAAAAGAAAGUUGUAACAAGGAAGAUUGGUGCUUCAUUAGUGAUAGGAUGAGAGGGGUUGAUGCUGCUGUGCAUGGGGUGUUUCCCAAGGUUACUAGGAGGGUCUGCUGCCAACACUUAUAUAUGAACUGCAAGAACAUGGGCUGGAGUGGAUCAGCCUUCCACAAACUAUUCUGGGUUGCAGCAAAUGCCUACAACAAAUAUGUGUUCAACAAAGCAAUGGGGAAGAUAUUGGCUCAUGAUAAAGAUGCUGCUGCCUAUCUAGAUAACACCAUAGAGCAAUGGUCUAGGCAUAUGUUUGACACAACAAUCAGUUGUGAUCACAACACCACAAACUUUGUGGAAAGUUUCAAUGCCUGCACAAAAGCUCACAGAGAUCUGCCUGUGCUCAACCUACUUCAAGCUAUAAGAGUGUGGUCAAUGAAGAGGAUUGGUGCAAGGUUUGACAAGGCUAUUGAAAUGGAGCCUGGGCACCUCACUGAUUAUGCUACAAAGGUGCUGGAAAGUAGGAGUGGGGAUUCUAGAUUCUGCCAUGCAACAUCAUGUGGAGGAGGGGAGUUUGAAGUGACAGAUGGUAAUGUCACUUUUCCAAUCAACUUGGCUAGGUUAAGUUGUGGGUGUGGCAAGUGGCAAGGAUGUGGUAUCCCUUGCAAGCAUGCAUUGAGAGUUAUGUACAAUGAGAGAGUUGACCCCGUGGCCUAUGUCUCUGAUUAUUACAAGGGGGCAGCUUACAAGGCAACUUAUGCUGAGCAUAUCCACCCCAUGCCUGAUCACUCUCAAUGGCCAGAUUUCAACCUCCCACUAAUUCAUCCUCCAAACAAGAAAAGAGGUGCUGGCAGACCUCCAAAACAGAGGAAGAGAGGUGUGAAUGAAGCUAAGAAGGCCAAGAGACACAGCUCUGUGAAGUGCAGCAAGUGCAAGCAGAUGGGCCAUAAUGCAAGAACAUGUGGCAAAGGAGAUGCAGGAAAAAAAAGAUCAAGGCCACAAGCUGAGGGUGAGGCUAGCACUUCCAAGAAGACACAGAAGAGAGCAAGAAAGGCCACCUAA